Molecule: messenger RNA, 896 nt
Organism: Castor canadensis (American beaver)
Lineage: Eukaryota; Metazoa; Chordata; Mammalia; Rodentia; Castoridae
Source: RefSeq, a predicted model, not a curated record
CUCGUGGUUCCAGCGGGGAGAGAAGGAGGAAGCAGGGAGCGGGGCGGCUGGGUGGGGGGGGACCCGCCGCGGCUGCUGCCACCACCGCCUCUGUGCUCGUGGCGUGGGGGAAGGAGGUGUGAGUCCCGGGCGCGAGCCGGCGGCGGCGCCGCUGCUGCGGGAGGGCCGGCGGCGGGAAGGCGAUGGCGGAUAUAGAUAAACUCAACAUCGACAGCAUCAUCCAACGGCUGCUGGAAGUGAGAGGGUCCAAGCCAGGUAAGAAUGUCCAGCUACAGGAGAAUGAAAUCAGAGGACUGUGCUUGAAGUCUCGGGAGAUCUUUCUCAGCCAGCCUAUCCUACUAGAACUUGAAGCACCACUCAAAAUAUGUGGUGACAUCCAUGGGCAAUACUAUGAUUUACUUCGACUUUUUGAAUACGGUGGCUUUCCACCAGAAAGCAACUAUCUGUUUCUCGGGGACUACGUGGACAGGGGGAAGCAGUCAUUGGAGACCAUCUGCCUCUUACUGGCCUACAAAAUCAAAUAUCCUGAGAAUUUCUUUCUUCUCAGAGGGAACCAUGAAUGUGCCAGCAUCAAUAGAAUUUACGGAUUUUACGAUGAAUGUAAGUACAUCUAAAGAAGAGUUAACGUAAAUGAAGAUACUUUGUCACAAACUGGAUUGGGACACUUUUCUUGUUAGGGUUUAGGAGAGUUGGAUGUAAUGUUGUAAGAGCAAGCUCUUUCUUUAUUAUCGUGGGUUUUCCUUUGUUAGAUAGAAGAUGUAAUACCUGAAUUCCUUUAUGUGCUGAUCAGAUUGGAAGUAAGGAACACAGUAAUGGUUUCUUUAAGAUAAUUGUUGUGAGUACAGUGUUCACAAUAACUUUUUUUUUGGUCUUACUGGGGCUUGAACCCAGUGCCU